GUAAAAGCCCUUUAAGUAUUUGUGGAUAAAGAGAAGCAACGAGAAAAUAAUGUUUAGUCGUGUUUUAUGAUGUGCACAUUGAAUUCAAGGUAUCAAUUCUACAUUUGUCCAUGGCAACUAUCUAAACUCACCAUCAUGAUAUUUUACAUGCACAUAGAUAAACCUAAAUUGAUGACAAUUUUGGAGUUUCAUCUCAUUAUUAAAAUAGAAAUUACAAAAGGAAGGGAAUCUGAUAUUUAACUUUACCACCAAGUUUUUUUGCAUUACUUUAUCGUGUUAUAAUUAACUUUAUACAAUUAUAUGCAAGGUUAUAAAUUGCUUGAACCAGCCUAGGGGUCUCUUGCUUCAAGCCUUCAACCUCAAGAGCCAUAUGUCCCCAGGCCUGAGCUGACUAAGCAGUUCAUAAUAACACAUAAGUGUGCAUGAAGUUCCGAAUUUGAUGAAAUUAACCAAAACACUUGUGUUUUAAAGUCAACUAAUCAACAACACAUAAAACAGGCCACAAACAUAAUACAAAGCCUUAAUCCAUUCAAGGGAUCCAAACAAAUGAGCUCAAAACUAAAAGACCUCCAUUGAUCCAUUCUUACAGUCAUCCCCAUCUUUGGUAUCCUCCAAAGGAAUAUCACAUCUUAUAUGUCCAUCUUCUUUAUACUCGCUGAAAUUCCUAAUAACAGAACGAGGGGUUGUUCCAGGCUUGAAGACGUGUGUAAAAAAGUGCAAGUUAAAAUUGCCUAGGAUUCUUAAUUAAUCACAGUUGGACUAGAAAAUUUUAUAGAUAGUAAGCUGGAUAUUUAGUUAAAUAAUUUGUUUGUUUUUUAUUAUUUGAUGUUUCGGGAUAUAGCACAAAAAUUAUUAAACAAUGUAUUAGUUAAUGUAAAUAUAAAAGUGUCCAUAAAAUCUUUUCGGAUUAAAGCUUGGAUGUUGUUGUUGUAUUGGUAGUGUCAAUAAAUUAGUACAAAGUAGGUGUUGGCAAAUUGAGACGGUCAAAUAAAAUUUUGGACACUAUCUAACUUUCAUCCCCAUUUUUGGUAUCCUCCAAAGAAUAUCACAUCUUAUACGUCAAUCCUCUUUAUACUCACUCAAACUCCUAAUUACAUAACGAGGUUGUUCCAGGCUUCAAGAUAUGUGCAAAAAAUGGAAGUUGAAAUUACUUGGGAUUCUUUAUCAUUUUGGAUUAAAAACUCUAGAUAUUCAGUUUAAUAAUAUUCAGAUUAUUAUUUGAUGUUUUAGGAUAUAGCAAAAGAAUUACAAAACAGUGCAUUAAAAAAUGUCAACAUUGGAAGUGUCAGUGAGUUAGUGCAAGGUAGGUGUUGGCAACAUGAGACAGUCAAAUAAAAAACUAAAAGGUAGGUGUUGGCAACAUGAGACAGUAAAAUAAAAAACUAAAAGGUUCACUAUCUAAGUUUCUAUAAAAUCAAGUAAAAUAAUAAAUGCAAAAUGUUAAACAUCAAUAAAUACAAAACAGUUGAUGUACUCAAUUUGGACUAUGGAUACUCUAACUAUACAAUGGGGCAUUCAGUGUUUGCUCUGGGAGUUUUGAGAUCUAAAACAAUCACAACCGAAGCAUUUUGGGAUCUGAACAAACGUCACGCCAAACAUAAAUCCAUAAACCUUCAUUUCAUUACGUAGUUCCGUUGAUGGAGUUGUGGACAAUCUCCACCCUAAAUUAACGCUGUUCAUCGGAAAUAAUUUUCCAGCUGAACUUCAUUAUUCAUUGGCAGUCCACCACACGUCCACUCCACCACAAGACCACACGCACAAAAGGACUGUAACACAAUGUUAGGGAUUGGGCCUAAUGGACUGUUAGGAAUUGGGCCUGAUAAACCAAGAAUAAUAAUAAGUGUAUUAGUUAGUAUAAAUAGACUAAACUGAGGAGAAUUCGGGGAGGCUGUCUGAGACUUUGUCAUUUUGGGACUUGGGAAGAUCGAGAGCUAUUCUCUUUCUUUUGGGGGCUUUGGCUCAUUGGGGGCUUCGGCCAUAACUGCUUGUUCGCUACUGUAAUUGUCUAUCAUCAUCAAAUAAGUGCUCACUGGUUCUUGUUAAUAUUUCUGAACUUGUUCUGGAUAUCUGGAGCUAUCUAACAUUGGUAUCAGAGAGACUCGAUCGCUGGAUGAGAUUCACGCGCGCGAAGAUGGAAGGCAGAAUCAACGAAUUGGAAGAAAGGACGGAGAGAAAUAUGCAGGAGAUGCAGAAUACUUUGGUGGAGAGAAUGGCGGCAAUGCAGGCAGCGAUGCAAGCUGACAUCGCGAAGCUACAGAUCGAUCGAACAAGGAGUUCGAGGAGUCGAUCGCAUCGUUCAAGUACGUCUCAUCGCUCGAAUAGACACAGACGAUCGAGGAAUGAUGAAAGCUCAGAAAGCAACGAUAGUCAUUCUGAUCAUUCUGUAUCGAGACAUAAUCAUCAUCGAAGACAGAGAAAUCAUCACCAAGCUGGACGGAAGAUUGAUCUGCCUAUUUUUAAUGGAAAAGACGCCUGUGGCUGGUUACUGAGGAUGAACCAUUACUUCAGGUUGAACAGAACUGAGGAAGUGGAUAAGAUUGAUGUAGCUGUGAUAGCCAUGGAGGAUCAAGCACUCAGCUGGUUCCAGUGGUGGGAAGGACAAGCAUUGCAGCAGAAUUGGAAUACUUUUACUCAAGCUUUGACCAAGCAAUUUCAACCUGAUCUGGUACAGGAUCCGCUAGGGCCUCUGUUUAACCUGAAGCAGAAGGGGACAAUUCAGGAGUACCGAGACAAAUUUGAAACUGCUAUCGCUUCACAAGGCCACUUAACUGAAGAGGUCUUGAGAGGAGUCUUUCUUAAGGGAUUGAAAAGAGAUAUAAGAGCAGAAUUGAAGUUGCAUCGUACUAGAACGUUGGCAGAAGUUAUGGAUACUGCUUCCGCGAUUGAGAACAAGAAUUCUGAAACCUUGUUUGUGAAGAAUAAGGAGGAAGGAAAGAGGAAAGGGCAAAACAAACCUAUAAUCCAGUUUUCAGGCCAGAAAUGGGGAGAUGAAAGCAGGUGGAAAAGCCAUCCUUACACUUCUGCUAGUAUGGACAAUUUUUCAGUAGAUCAUAAGAGCAAUGAAGAUAAUAAGGGCUGGAAUUUCAGAAAGGAAGGCCCCAGUUGUGUGUCUAAGAAUACAAGUCCCAGGUUAUCCCAAGAAGAACUAAUGGACAGAAGCAAGAAAGGACUGUUUUAAAUGUGGUGAAAACUGGAAUCGGGGUCACGUUUGUAGAAUGAAAAAUUUUAAGAUGAUGCUAGUAGAACAAUCCGAAGGGGAGGAGGAAUCUGAUACUAACUGUAAUAGAAAUAAGGGAGAAGAAGGAAUACAUAUGGAAGUUAAGACUAUGCAAUUAUCUGUACUGAACAAAGAAGGAACACCACCCAUGAGAACAUUCAAGGUUCUGGGAGAUCUGAAAUGGCUGACUGAGGAAAAGAAGGUGAAUAUUUUAAUUGAUAGUGGUGCUACCCACAACUUUAUUUCCCAGCAACUGGUAGAAAGAUGGAAGAUACCUUUCCAAAGUAUCAAGGCAUAUAUGGUACAAAUAGGCAAUGGAGAAUUGAUUCCUAACUGCGGUAGAUGUGAAGGAAUGAAGCUGAAUGUACAGGGAAAUGAAAUUCAACAGAAUUUUUAUAUGUUGGAGCUUGGUGGGACUGACAUGGUGCUAGGAUUGGAAUGGUUGACUGAUCUAGGUGUUAUGGAAGUUAAUUUCCAAAACCAGAUCAUAAAAUGGAAGAAACAAUGGCUGAAUCAUGUUAUUCAAGGUGAUGGGUAUUGGUUGUACUGUGAAGGACAAAGCACAAAGCAGAAGCAAGAACAGAUAAUUGAAGGCAGAAGGAACGAGCUUAUAAAGGAGUACCCUGAAGUUUUCAAGUCAAUUCUGGAUAAAAUGUCAUGGCAGUUGUGUAAUUCUGCUGUGAAAUACAUAGGAAAAAAGAUGGAAUCAGCCAAGCUAAGGGUCCAGAAAUCAUGCCAGUAUUGGAAAGGAAGAAGUGCUAGGAUGAAAGAAAAGAUAAAGAUUGGGGCUGUGUCCUAUCACCCACCUUGAGGGCAAGAUAUCACACUCCAAUAUUGAGAGUGUUGGCUUGGCAGUCUUAUUAUGACGGAGAAGCCCAACUUUGGCAAGGCCAAUUGAUGCAAGAAAUCCCAUUAGUCAUGCAUUAUCUUAAAAGAAAAUUGCAACCACUGUUUUGGAUUUUCGUGGCAGUGUGGCACAACUAUGGUACUCCACACAUUUAAAAGUUAAUGUGCAAACCCUAAAAAUCCAUGGAGUUUCCUUUGUUGAUUUCCUUGAAGAAAGAGAAUGACAGCACCUCCUGCUAUAAUAGAUCCCUUGGUGGAUCAUUCUUGCACGGUGCUUGGGGAGUUGAGCCACAAAAGCAGGAGAAAAACAGUGUAUUUUAAGUGACAAUGCAGAUCAAUGCAAUAUAGUGCAUUUACUCUAUGAUUACAACUCAGAUGCUUAUUAAGACCAAGAUUUAAUUGACAGUAUCACAUGCUACCUAACCAAGCAUAGUUACGCUUAAGGUGAUGAUGAUGAUCAUCAUCAUCAUCAUUACCCCAAUGCCGCAAAGGCUCCCACCUUGAUAGGGAUCGACCUAUUAGACUAAUAAAUAGAAGAGUUCGUUGUUAGUUAUACUUCUGUUAUUAGAGUAGGUUGUACUGGAAGGCUAUAAAUAGAAUAGUAUGGGAAGGAGAGGGGAGGCUGUUUUAGACUUUGUCUUGGGACUGGGAAGAUUGAGAUUACUCUCUCUCUUUGGGGGCUUCGGCCAUUGUUGCCUAUUCAAUAAAAGUGUGCAGUUGUGUUCUUGAUCAAUUCUGUGAAUUGCUUGUAGAAUUGUAUUGUUCUAAGAUUGGUAUCAGAGAACGUUAAUUCCUGGAGACGGAGAAUCGGAAUCAUGGAGGAUUUCUACAUGACACCGCAAAUGGAAAAGAGAAUGGACAAUCUGAAUCGACAGAUGAAGGAGACAAACGCUAGGUUGGAAAGCAUUUUACGUGACUGUGAGCAUCUAAAUCAGGGCUUGCACCGAUCGAAGAACACCGGGCAUCAUCGGCAAUCUGACAAACAGAGUUCGUCGCUCACCAGUUCGCAGAAGGAAUGGCGAACUGUUUCUGCUGUUUCGCACUCACGAAAGGCUUCGCGCGGAAAAAUGGGGAAGAUCGCGGAAAAGGUGGAGCGCGGAAAAAUGGCGAAGGAGAAGCAUACGAAGAACAAAGAAAAGGUAUAAAGGGAUGGGGCGAAGGAAAGGAUGACCGGAUUGGUUGAGUUGCGCACCAUGCCGCAGCCACAACCUCGUCGGCGAGGAAGAUCGAGGAAGGUACAUCGCUGCAUAAAUUCGAAAAGCCAAGGUUCAUUGCAGUUGCCAAAUUCUUCGGUCUUCUGGCUUCCACACGAGCAGAAGUUCCUACUUCGCAGGUUUCUUCACUCGUCGGAUCUCACAUCUCAUCAUCGCUUAUACCUUCAGUUAAGGAAACAGACAUUGAAGAGGAGGUUAAUCAACCUACGGAAAUUUCAUCAGACAAAAUGGGAGGUUCAGAAAUACUUAAACCAGAUAUACUUACUUAUGAUGAUAUGAGCUAUGUGCCUAUGCUAAUGUAUUAAAUUUGAAACCCUUGAUUGAUUUCGUUCCUGAACUUGGAUUGGGAGUUCCAAUAAAGGGGCUGAACCCGAUUGAUGGUUUCCUAAUUGAUUGUGUUACCUCUAUUAAGAACAUUCAAGAUAGAUCGGGAGUAGGAAUUACUGGAAAUUGGAAGAAAAAGGUUGGUAAUAUUACCGAGGGUUACGCUAACAGAUUCCAGAUGUCUGACCAUGAAAUCAACCCUGCUAUCUUCCAAGUGGCCUUGAUAAGUGGUGAACAUGUAAGGAUAAUGCCAUCAGUUUGUAUAUCACUUCAAGAAGGAAAUGUAAGCUUGGAGUCUUGGACUAUCGGUUUGAUGAUCCUGCUGUGACAAAUUCGUAUUCUGUGGCUAGAAGCUCAUCUGCUAGGUCCCUUGUACUCGUAAGUGGCAUUUACAGGGACUUUGUCAGCUCUUAUCUUGAUUCUUCCAUCUUCCAGCAUCAGCAACAAGGAUUGAAUGAUUUUAGUUCUUUAAAUAUGUUGACUGUUGGGAGAGAGGGUGUUAUUGAAGUUCAUUCAAACAUCUGGGUGUUAGAAUCUGGUGUUGAGAACAUGAAUUAUUAUUCAUUGAUCAUCUAUCAGGACCUGUUGAUGUCAACUACACUUUUUAAGGACGACUUGAUAAAUUUUUUUACUCAUGUUGUCUUGAGACUGAAUCCAAAUGUUUUUUCUUCUGGCCUGAGCUCUUGGUCCUGUUUUCGUAAAGGAAAUGAUACAUCUAAUAACUCAGGAGGGUGGCAUGUUGAGAGGGCAUACCACGUUGUCCACGUGAGAGGGUACUGCUAUGUGCUAGUGGACAGUGAUCAAUGCAUCUCAAGAGUUUCAAUCGCACUGACCAAGUUAGGGGAAGACGUUGAUCUGGAAAGAAACAGAUCAAAGUGUGAUGGUCCACUCAAGGAAAUUGAGGAGGAAAAUCUCUGAGAAUUGAUAAACAACCAGGGAGAUACGGGGGAGGUUUCGACUGCCGGUUUUAUAGGGCUAUAAACUGUGAGUACAUUAUGAUUCUCAACAAACCUACUGGAAGAUCUUAUGAUGAAUCAACUAAGUCUCCUUUGUCUCCUUGGGUUCUGGCUGAUUGUUCAUCAGAAUAUCUGGAUUUGAUAAAGUCGUUUACUUACUUGGUUCUUGCAAAACCAAUUGGAGCAUUAAGACCAAAACAAGAUGGAGAGUCAAUAAGUGAUGUUGUGUUUCUUCAACGGGUUAAUGAUUUAUUUGAAGAAUUCAUAAGUAAGCACAGGGAGUAUUCCGCCACCAGGAUUAUGCUUCUGCUCCUACUAACAGUGAAGAACAGGAAAAUGAAGUUUCAAGUACUGAAGCUACAAAUCCAGGAUUCAGUGAGAAUUGUAUUGUUCUAACACACCUACAGUGGGGUAAGGGGGGUCAGAUGUACGCAACUUUACUCCUUCACUACAGCACAAAGAGUGCAGACAGUUCCAUCAGUCAUUUUGCU
Molecule: messenger RNA, 7048 nt
Organism: Cuscuta europaea
Lineage: Eukaryota; Viridiplantae; Streptophyta; Magnoliopsida; Solanales; Convolvulaceae
Source: the annotation of a GenBank genome assembly